Molecule: messenger RNA, 1557 nt
Organism: Vicia villosa (hairy vetch)
Lineage: Eukaryota; Viridiplantae; Streptophyta; Magnoliopsida; Fabales; Fabaceae
Product: CDP-diacylglycerol--glycerol-3-phosphate 3-phosphatidyltransferase 1, chloroplastic-like
Exons: 7
Coding region: 379-1026 (215 amino acids)
Biological process (GO): glycerophospholipid biosynthetic process
Cellular component (GO): membrane; chloroplast envelope
Molecular function (GO): CDP-diacylglycerol-glycerol-3-phosphate 3-phosphatidyltransferase activity
Source: RefSeq, a predicted model, not a curated record
GUUAGAAAAAUAAAAAAUAUUGGCUUCCCUGUGUUUGCGGAAAUCUCCCCUGACCUGACCUGAUAGAUGUCGGCAAGCCUCUAAACGGAAUACCCAGACGGCCCACCACCACUUCUCCACUCUCGAUCCAAUUUCUCCAGAAUUUCUAUUUUCCCAAACAAUUUCAGAAUAGCCUCGUCGUUAGCAUUGCAUCACAAUAUCACAUCACGGUGUUCUGUUUCUGUUCCAUAAAAUCCCUUCUAGUUUGUUUUAGGUUUAUUUAUUCAAUUCAAGGAAAUGCGAAGGGUAUAUUCUUGUAUUUCUGUAUUGUGUGAUUCUACUAGUUAAGAAAUCGGAACGGAAGGGGUUGGUUAGUUAGAUAUAUAUAUAUUUAUAAAUAUGGUUUCGGAGAUGACUGACUUGUCCAUCUCGAAGAAUGAUCGUUCCCAUUCCAAACUCAUUACUUUGCCCACAAUUUUGACUCUCGGCCGUGUCGCAUCUAUUCCUCUUCUCGUUGCCACCUUCUAUAUGGAUGGCUGGCAAGGAACCGCUGUUACCACCAGUAUUUUCACCGCUGCCGCAAUUACCGAUUGGCUUGAUGGCUAUAUUGCUCGCAAGAUGAAAUUAAAGUCUUCGUUUGGUGCAUUUUUAGAUCCAGUAGCGGACAAGCUUAUGGUUGCUGCCACGUUGAUCUUGUUAUGUACUAGACCUGUCAAAGUUGCUGCAUUGGCACAUGCUCCUUGGCUCUUGAUUAUACCUUCCAUCAUCAUAAUCGGUAGAGAGAUAACCAUGUCGGCACUCAGGGAAUGGGCUGCUUCUCAGGGUAGUAAAACUUUAGAGGCUGUUGCGGUUAAUAGUUUGGGGAAGUGGAAAACAGCCACACAAAUGACAGCAUUAACCAUCCUUCUUGCCACCCGUGACUGCAGUCAUGGAGGACCUGCCAUUUUGGCAGGCUCUGGUGUUUUGAUGCUUUAUAUUGCGGCAGGGCUUGCCGUAUGGUCGUUUGUAGUAUAUAUGAGGAAAAUAUGGAAGGUGUUAGUGAGGUAACAUGGUCGAUGGCUCUCUGCCUUCAUAUAUAUUGGCUUCUUUGAUUGGUUUGGUUCUCACGAAUCACGACCGUUAUUUCUUUCAAAAAUAGUUUAGUCAGUGAUACCGUGGAAGGGAGAUGCAGUUCUCAAUUCUCAUGACAUAUAUUUGUAAUACUAUUUACUAUCUUCAUUGUCUAACUCUGCAAAGCACAGUUCGAUCCAUUUAAGAAAAUUGUAUGCACGAUUUUUUCGUUAGUUAUUCGAGGUAAAGGAAGGGAAAAGGCAAAAAAAAGAAGAUGGCAGCCAGAUUAAAUUUGAAGAAAUUACAAGAUUGAAGGAUGUACAAGUGAAUUCUCAACUAUGGAUUCUUUGAAAGUUUGCCAGCUGAUACAUUUCAGCAGAGACGAAUAUGUUAUGAUUGUAAUUGAGUCUUGGGUUGUUUUUCUUCUGGUCAUAUACUUCACAGUUGCUUACUUAAAUACACCAGUUAUUUUUCAAUGUUAGCAAAUGUUUAAUGUUGUUGAAAUUUAUGCACAUGAGUAAUUCAUAA